UAAGCAAACUACUGAAGCACACGUAUCUACCAUUUAUUAUGUAUGAAAAUGCAGUCAUGUCAAGUUUACACUUAAGAGUUACCUUUGUGAUUUUUAUAGUUUGCAGGAUAUACCUAGGUGCUGAUGCUUCCGUUACGAUAAGUUCCUCAGCAGCGACUGUUCCGGAGGGGUCAUCACUGACAUUUACCUGCACGUAUACCGGAAAUGAACAGCUGUCUUCAAUAAGAUGGGAAAACAAUGGGAACAAUUCGGGACGAAAAUACGAUAUAAUAAUUAUACAAGCACAAUCAUGUUCAAUAUUUCAAAGUGGUCUCGACGAAACUCUGUUCACCUACACCUGUUUCACGCUGACUAUUUUAAAUGUGACAAGGGAUUAUCAGAACGACAACUUUACGUGUAAAGCAAAUUUGAAUAUACGCAGUCGGAAUAGUGUUACCGUCAUUGUGGCAGUGCCAAUAUCAACAGUAGUUUUGACAUCACCGACAGGUUCAAAUGCCACUGUCAACGCGGGCACAUCGCAGAAAUUCACGUGUCGCACAUCCGGGGGUCUUCCACAACCAACGGUGGAAUGGUAUAAGACUUCUAGUAACAGCUGUACCAGGAAUGGCGUCAAGAUAAUGAAUUCCAUAUCCAGUUCACCGCAUGAAAGCAAUGAUCUAAUACAGGUUGAAAGUUCACUGUUGUUUACAGCAUCCAGUUUGGAUAAUAAUCUCUGGAUUUGCUGCGCGGCAAGUAAUAUCAACUCUCAGUGGAAACUGUCAGGAACGAAGCUUCUAGACGUAAGAUAUUCUCCAUCUGAUCCGCCAGUGAUUGACGAUUACAACACAAUAACGGACUACCAGAUGAUAGAGAAUAGCACCGAACGGCUGACAUGUAGAAGUACUGGCGGAAAUCCUCUUGCCAGCCUUGCAUGGAGCUGUUACAAUGGCACCGAGUCAACACCUAACAUUAGCGGUGGUUCAGUCAGUCGAUCGGUACAGUUCACAGCGCGGCGUAACCAAGACAACACGUGUACGUGUACUGCCACGCAUGAGGCGGGACCGUUGCAAAAGGCUACAUUGUACGUCAAUAUUAUAUAUCCCCCUUCAAUCCCGGAAUUCAAAGUGAACGGUACACCAGUGGACAUCGCGGUUAGCAUAAUUAAAGACAGUGCUCAGACGGUGACAUGUCACAGUUUUGGAAAACCUAAUCCAUCUACAAAUGAUUUCACUUGGACAAAAGAAAGAAUUGUUGUUAGUUCAAACUCAGUUUUAAGCUGGGCAGGCGGAAUUAGAAUUCAGGACGGAGGCAGUUACAAAUGUACCGUUACAACAACGAUGACACCUUCGGACACCAACAAAUCUCCAGUUAUAAAAGCGGUAUCUUCUGAUAUCACCAUGGAUGUCCUAUAUUCGCCACGGUUGCAUCAACUUCUCAGUCUAAGCGCCCUGGAAGGUGAAAGUUUAACACUAAAAUGUGAAUACGAGCCAGGUAACCCAACAGAAACAACAGUCGUAAUUGAUCGGUUAUACGAUCGGAUUACCUGGACCGGAAGAACACAUUUCAUUCCAUCACUAAAGAGAAGCGAUGCUGGUAUGUACAGUUGCACAGCUCGUAACAUCAUGAAGCCAUCAGGACAACAGAAUGAAAUCGUUGGAGAGGAAACUGGAAUUUUUCAGAUUAACGUAUGGUACAAAACUUCUGUGUCCAAGUUUGGUUUAACCAGUCAUCCCGACGCGAUUACUGUUACUGUCGAUGAAAACGCAACUCUUAACUUCUUCUGUGAAGUUGACAGUAACCCAAACUCCACCAUUAUAUUUGGAAAAUCGGACAGGCUACAGUACAACGCAACCCUAAAAAGGACCGACGGGUUUCUUCAUUUGGCAUUUGAUGUUCAACAAUCUGACUGUCUGGACACAGCAAGUUACUUUUGUCUUGGAUAUAACAACUACACAGAGAUUGAGACGGCACCAAGGAAAGAAAUGGACGUGUAUGUUCGAUGUUCACCAAGAACAUCAGGAGGGCAAUGGGAAAGCAAUGUUACGGCGGCUACUGGUGGCAAUGCAACGUUUUCCUUCGAUGUAGUGGCAUACCCUGUUCCAAACAUAGACGAAUAUGUUUGGCACAAAUGGAAUGGAAUUACGUUUUCUCAAGUUCACAUCAGUGACAAAUACACCAUCAACAAUACCGGUGUUUCUACAAUGUUCACUAUCAAUGAUAUUGAAGAGGACGAUUUUUCAGCCUACCUGCUAACGGUGUCUAAUGGAAUAAAUCCAGAUUUCAACAAAAUAUUCAACUUAAGUCCUCAAGAUGUCCCUCAGUGUCCAACUGGUUUAACAUAUAGUGCAACGACAUCGUCUUCAGCUACUAUCGAGUGGAUCAGUCACUUUAAUGGUGGACUUAAGCAAACAUUUAUCAUUUUAUACAAAAUGACUGAACGUUCGGAAUACUUGGUUCUUACGGCAGAUGAGAUUGACCAGAAGAUAGUGUACGAAAUAAUACUAACAGGAUUAAACGACGGAUCGACGUAUGAAGUCAUUCUAUUUUCAAGAAACGAAAAAGGAAACUGUAAACAAAAUACUUCACUCCGAUUCGACACUGAAGUACUUGUCGAAUCACCACCUGGAACCAUUGGAUCUAUAGUUGGUGGAACAACGGGAGGGAUAAUGGCAGCGAUAAUUCUGGUGAUAGUUGUGGUCAUUGUUUUGAGACGAAAGUACAACUUUGACUGUUUGUGUUCAUUCAGGGUAUCUCGGAAAGAUCUGCAUCAUGAUGCAAACACAGAUAACGGAAUAGAUACACAAGGAGCUAAUAAUCGUGGGUACAACGCUACUCAGACCUAUGAAGACAUUUCCAUGGUAACGGACAAGUCUCUGUACGAUGCAAUGGAUAAUCGAGACAAUGGCCCCGACAGUUCGCACUUGUACACGCCGUUGGAUGCGUCUGGUUCAAAGAAAAAUGUAUCCUAUGACAACGUCAAAGAUGAUCCCGUUUACAACAACACAAUGCUAAAGGACCCGGCACAGUCUGUGCUUUAGAUGAACUAGCGGAAAGUUUAACUAUCAAGUUUGACGCUGUUCGACGACGUAAGAGGAUGUGAAGUUUUAGGAUUGUUGUACGCUUCCUUGCCAGUGAAAUGUUUAACAUUCAUUAUAUUGUGAGGGCAAUGCUAAACCUUUCUUUGUUGAGGAUAUCACAGAGAUGUGAAAUUGGGAAAAUACAUAAUAAUGUUACACAUGCCAUGGUUAAGUUCGUGUUUAAAAUUGUGUUUUACAGAAAUCCUUUUGAUUUAACCUUAUAUAACAACAUGCAUGGUGCUCGUUAGCUUUUGUUUCUUAUAUUAUAGUGUGUGAUAGUUAUAAAUCUAACAAUAAACGAUUAAAUAGUUAUGUCACAA
Mya arenaria is the source of this 3376-nucleotide messenger RNA. RefSeq names its product nephrin-like. Gene Ontology annotation, cellular component: cell-cell junction. The coding region runs from base 39 to 3017 and encodes 992 amino acids. The transcript has 15 exons. Lineage: Eukaryota; Metazoa; Mollusca; Bivalvia; Myida; Myidae. Gene Ontology annotation, molecular function: cell adhesion molecule binding. Gene Ontology annotation, biological process: cell-cell adhesion. The record is from RefSeq and is a predicted model, not a curated record.